AAAAAAAAUUGAAAUCGGGAAAUAGCAAUCCCUAACCACAAAGCUCAUCAUCACCAUUGUCACCGCAUGAUGUCGCAUCUUCUGGUAGAGAUAAUCACCGAGAUACUAUCCCAAUUACCAGUGAAAUCACUCUUAUGCUUCUUCUGCGUUUCCAAGUCAUGGUACGCCCUAAUCAAGCAUCUAGAUUUCAUCAAGUUACAUCUCCACCGCUCCAUCGAGACUAAUAGAGAUCGCACCCUCAUUCUCGAGAAAGUCACUGAUGGUUUGCCUCAUUAUUGCUACUCCGUCCAUUUCCCAACCGAGAAUCACUUCGACAAGGCCUUCAAACUUUAUCAGCCACUAUACCGUCGAGGUAAGCUAGUUAGCAUUUUAGACUGUUGCCACAGUUUGGUUUGCAUUCAUCACUUUACCCUUGAAAUUCAUCACUGUACCGAUGAAAUUGCGAUUUGGAAUCCAUUGAUCCAAAAGUACAGGAUAUUGCCACCGGAACCAAUGUCGAAACCUUCUGGUUUAAACUUUUCUAAAUAUAACGAAAUAGCAUUUGGGUACGACCUGUGUAAUGAUGACUAUAAGGUGUUAAGGGUUAUAGCUUUUUAUAACAGAGGUCAGCCUCUAAAGGAGUUUGAAGUGAAGGUAUAUAGUCUUAGGUGGCAUUCUUGGAGAAAGAUUGAAGAACAAUGGCCAAAAAAGGAAUGCACAGUAUCUUCUAAUUCGGUGUCGUUGAAUGGAGCGUUGCAUUGGUCAAUAGCUGAGGAUACUCCAUAUGAUAUGGAUAUUCCGCUGCGUGCAGAGUGCCUUCUUGCGUUUGAUCUUGCCACCGAGAAAUUUUUGGUCUUUAAAACAUCGGUUCAACGAGAAGUUGAGUUGGGGACAUGUUUGGAAGUGUUGAAAGGACAACUCUGUUUUAUUGUAACUCCUGAUCUGGGGGCUGAAAUAGAUGUUUGGUUGAUGAAAGAAUAUGGGGAAGCAAGUUCUUGGACUCAGAUUUGUAAAAUUGAGCGAGGUUCGGUGCCUUGGACUUUCAAAUAUUGCAAACCUUUAAUGUUUUCAAAGAAUGAGAAGAAAAUUUUAUUGGAGAUGCGCCGGCAUAACCUAACAAAACUUGUUUGGUAUGAAAUAGAGAAGAAUAGGUGCGAGGGGGUUGAGAUUCAGAAUUUGCCACAUUGGUUUAGGACAGCAACUUGUGUUGGGAGUCUUCUUCUGCUUGAUGGUGAUAAUGUGAUUGAUCCCGACAAAGCAGAGGAACAGGAGGAAGAGGAAUGAAAGCCCAUCAGAGGAUCCUAAUCCUAACCUGUUAGGGAAAACAGUAGAUGAAAAUGAAAAGCAAGAAGGAUAAAAGAUGAUUGUAAAAUCUACUUGAAUCUUUCAAAAGUAAUAAAUACUGUCCAA
Messenger RNA from Quercus lobata, 1389 nucleotides. Its product is annotated as F-box protein CPR1-like. Lineage: Eukaryota; Viridiplantae; Streptophyta; Magnoliopsida; Fagales; Fagaceae. The transcript has 2 exons. Gene Ontology annotation, molecular function: protein binding. The record is from RefSeq and is a predicted model, not a curated record. The coding region runs from base 67 to 1263 and encodes 398 amino acids.